This is a messenger RNA of Stylonychia lemnae, 1968 nucleotides long. The record is from the annotation of a GenBank genome assembly. NCBI's taxonomy places the organism in Eukaryota, Ciliophora, Spirotrichea, Sporadotrichida, Oxytrichidae.
AUGUCAAAGCCUAGUCAGAUUUUAACUCAAAAUCUAGGCUCUUUACCUUAAUCUAAUCUUACAUCUCCACUACCUAGAUAAUUUUAGAACAAAGAUUCUAGGACAUCAUCUCCAAGAUUAAAGCAAGCUAGAGGGAUCAUGAACAGUUUGAGAAUUUAAAAUCCUUAAAUCUUCACAGAUCUAAUAAAAAGUCAAUUUGAUGGAGAACUGCCAAGUCCAACAAAACUCCUAAAAUUUGCAUCUGCUUAGCCAUAAUUGAUGUAAUCACUUAAUGACCUAAAAUAAAAAAGUGGAUCAUCAUCUCCAAAGAAUUAGCAAUAUAACAGCAUAAAAAAGAAUAAUACCAAAUAACUUGCCAUGAAAAAACAAGAAGAAAAAAAUAUUUAAAGAUUUUUACUGAGAAGACAUUCAAGAUAAGUAGCUGGAGAUCCUGUGACUUAAGUCGUAAAUACACUACAAGAGGUAAAGAGAAGAGAGAGCAAACUGGAAAAUAAUCCCAGUUUAAAAUUCAAGUUUAAUUAGCAUACAGGCGACUAGUACAUUCUUAAAAUAGAAAAACAGAAUAAAAAAUUCACCAAAAAGAAAGUAAAGGAACCAGAUAUUAGGCCUCCUUCUAGCCAGCUAAUUGAAGAGCAUUUCUUAGAUAAAUAAGUCUAGAAAAAAAGAGAUCUAAGAGGCAAACUCUUAGGUUGUGUAAAAUAGGCCGGAAGAGAAAAAGAUAUAUCUAUAAGCUCUUCUUCAGAGCCUGAAUCUGACAGGUAGAAAAGCAAGUUUAAAUCAUAAACAAGUCUUGUCACUAAAUAGGGUAGAAUUAAGGAUGAAAAAGUCAGUGAUUUUAUGAAGUAUUUCAGUCCGAAAUAGUUGCAAAAAGACUUCUAAAGGACUGCUUUCGAUUAAGAGUAGAUAUCUCUCACCAAAAAUGGCAAGAAAAAUCCAAGAAUAGGAACAAUGAAAAGUAUUUAGACAGAAAUAUACAUUGAUGAUGAAGAUUCAGAAAGAGAUCAGGAAUUUAGUAGAAACAGAUUUAAAUCUAAUUUGAAAUUGGUUGGUGGUGACUAUAACUCUACAAAUCAUGAAAUGCCCUCAAUAGAUAAGAUGAUAUUUAAAAGCUUAAAGAGAGAGAAAGACAAAGGUGCUGAGCUCAUGAAAUCCUUCAAAAAGUAAUUGUAGGAGUAGAGCAGAUUCUACCCUACACAAACAUAAAAUAUGUCCAAUUUCAAGAAAUACUAUAAUGUAAAAAAUGCUACAGAGAGACUCUCAGUCCCAAAAAUUAAAUCUCAGCCUUAGUUCUUUGGCCUUCCUAAAUUAUCAUCACAAGAUAAUGAAGGAAAGAGUGACUACGACUUUUCAAGUAGACCUCAGACUUAGAUUGAAAUUCACAAGCAAAGAGCUACUUUAAUGUCUAAGAAGAACUCGCUUGUGAAUUCCUCUCAUGUUUUAAAUCAAAUUCAAAACUAAAAGUCUCUAUUUACAGCUACUAAUAAUGCAAAUAUAACUAGUAUUCCUAGAAACUAUUCCUACUCAACACUUCUAAACAUGGAAAAGUAGAAUAAUAAUGCUUAAAGUAAUAUGAAUUAAAGCCAUCAAAGUAAAGGUACCUCUAAUAACACACGUCAAAUAAAUAAUUAGAUCGAUGACCGCCAAUCCUAAACACUUGGUACAAUUAACAUGAUGAUAAAAGAAUUAAGAGGAAUUUAGAAAGCUGAUCUUUAAGAUGAAAAAAUACCCAAAUAUUAUAAGAAACUAGAUCAAGAGAUUGAAAAUCUUGUUUCGAGAAAUGAAAAACUAAUUCAGCAAAGUUAAAGUGACACAAUUAGAUUACUAUAAAAUGAAAGAAGCAAGAAAGUUUAGAUUAAAACUUAGGAACCAGUAAAGAUUAAGAAGGAGAAAAGUCAAAAUUCAAGAAAGGCCCACCAUGCAAGAGAUUUGGCCAAUAUUGAUAUAAUGGUACUACCAAUGGAUAAUUGA